GCUCCAAGAUGGCGGUCAAAAUAAAUGAAAUAUAGUCUCAUUUUUGUUGAACCUGCAACAAACGCCUGUCAUGGCAAGCGCAGGUAACAUCAAUGCCUUAUAUAAUGAUCAGAUCAAUGAUCCAGCUUGCUUUCUUCCUGAAGGGAGUGAAUCUUUAUAUCAAUAUAUACGGGAGGAUUUAGAAAACGACACAAACUCAGACACUGAGGAAUUGACUGAAGAUCAAUGCACUUCAAAAGUGUUCUUGAAAGCAGCAGAAAAAGGCAGAGUUGAUUCUGUUUUAAAGAUGUUAGAAAAAAACGAAAGUUUGAUUAACUGUAAAGAUUUUGAUGGGUAUUCUGCACUGCAUAGAGCGUCAUAUAAUGGACAUGUUGAUAUGGUAAAAGUUUUGUUAAACCAUGGUGCAGAUAUUUGUAGUUUGACUGAAAAUAUGUGGCAACCAUUACACUGUGCUUGUCGUUGGGAUCAAACUGAAGUUGCAUCUGUCCUUUUACAAAAUCAUGCAGAUAUUAAUGCUCAAACAUCAGGAGGUCAAACACCACUACACCUUGCUGCAACAUACACAAGAGAUAACUCGCUAUUGCAAGUCCUUUUAACGGACAAAAAGCUUGAUCCUAAAAUUGUUAACUGUCAGAAUGAGACUGCUUUGGAUCUUGCAAAGAGAUCGGGAAAGGAGGCACUGUUUGAACUCGUUGAAGAUAGCAUCAUUGUACAAUGGUAGGGCUCAAUUCUAGAAAAUUAAUAAUAGAUGGAAAAAAAUAGAUUGCAAACAUACUGUAUUACUCAGAUGCAAAUCCAUAGUGGCCUAUUGGGGACCUAUUUGAAAUAUCCAUGUUUCAAGUUCACAAAACCUCACUGCAAAUUUGGAUAUUUUGCAGCUUAAUUGAAAUGGUGCAAAUUUAAUAAAUACAGACAUAUGACCUGUUCUUGCUUGGCAGAGUCAGUGGUAUACAUGAUAAUACCAACUUCCACUGCAUUUUUCCCAGCAAGUUCCUGUGUUUGUAUUGUAUACUAUGUGCUUCAUCAAAACGCUAUAUAGACUGUACACUUGCAUUUUUGCACAGCCAAUCAAAUGUCAUGAGACAUUUGCAUUCUGCAUUUGACAUCAUUUAUGAGAUUGGUGGUUGCCUAUAAUAAUCUUGGGUAAUAAUUCUGAAUAUCCACUUGACUCCCCUCAACAUAGUCACCAAACUCACUAUAAUUAUUUUGCAAG
Messenger RNA from Dendronephthya gigantea, 1213 nucleotides. Its product is annotated as ankyrin repeat domain-containing protein 49-like. The transcript is spliced from 2 exons. Bases 71 to 721 code for a protein of 216 amino acids. The record is from RefSeq and is a predicted model, not a curated record. Lineage: Eukaryota; Metazoa; Cnidaria; Anthozoa; Malacalcyonacea; Nephtheidae. Gene Ontology annotation, molecular function: protein binding.